Messenger RNA from Paramecium tetraurelia, 804 nucleotides. RefSeq lists its product as uncharacterized. The transcript is spliced from 2 exons. NCBI's taxonomy places the organism in Eukaryota, Ciliophora, Oligohymenophorea, Peniculida, Parameciidae. The record is from RefSeq and is a predicted model, not a curated record.
AUGCAAGAUAAAUCUAAUACUAAUUCAAGUGUCAUUGAGUCUUAAUCGCAGAAGAAGGGAGUUGAAAGUUUUGAAUAGCAGAAAAGGAAACGAACACGCAAGGUCAGCGAUGCACUUCGCGUACAUAAGUGUGAGUGUGGGAAGUCUUACUUGAGUUAUCCAGCCUUGUACACUCACAACAAAUAAAAACACAAUGGGUAAUCUCUAAAGAACCUAGAUGAACAAAGACAGGAUUCGACGAUUUCGGAGUCUCAGACUCAAUACAUCUUCGCUACUCUUGCAAAUGCCUUAGGUAAGUAAGAAGACCAACAACAGACUUCUCUUACAAACAAGGACAUGUAUGAUCUCGUGAUGUGGGAAAUCUAGUUAUAUAUGAUGGAAUCUGAUUCCAAAGAGUUUCGAUUAGACUAUUAUCAUGAAUUAUUGAAAUAAAGUUCUCCGGCUGAAGUCUCCACUCCUCAGCAUGCCUUCAUCAAGUUCAUUCAUGAAGUCAAAGAAGUCCUGAGCUUUGAGUAGAUGAAAUUAGUCUUUCUUUUUGUGUAUUCCUUCAGACAAUUACUCUUAGAGAAUCCAGAUUGCCCUACGAGUAAUUUGGUUGAGAAGGCUAACCAGCUGAUUUGUUCUCAAUUAGAAAAGGUUUUAAAAAACAUCGAAUAACUUUCGGACCGACAUUAUAUAGUACAUUUAAGUAGAAUGGGAAAUCUGCGAGAAACUAUGAUCCAAAUUGUGCUCAGCUUUUGCAAUUGGCUCUAUGCUCGUAAUUUGACUGAUGACAAGUUAUCUCUAAAGAGUGAUUCGGAUUGA